CGCCGGAGAGAGAGACAGAGCGAGCGAGCGAGCAGCCACACACACACCGUCUCCACACAUCCACUCGGAGAAAUCCUCCGCCGGAACUCCAAAGUUAUACCUCGUGAAGGCCGAGGCUCGGUAGAGCCUUUUAACAAAGAGGUCUGCAAGAUGGAGGAAAUUGGCAUUGAAGUGACCCCAAUCAACGACAAGUGCUGUCAGACCGAAACACUGUCUUACUGCAGUUGCCAGCCGGCUCAACAGCAAGAGGGCUGUGACCAACUGCAAGUGCAUAUUAUUGAGCCAGGAGACCCACCUCUACUUCAACAGCAGCUCCAGACUUCUAAGUCAGGAAUUCAGCAAAUAAUUGAGUGCUUUCGCUCAGGUACAACCCAGCUCAGGCACAUGUUGUUGAAGGAAGUGGACACCAUCUUCGAGUGCAGGCUUUGCCGAAGUCUUUUCCGUGGUCUACCCAAUCUGGUCACACACAAAGAGUUCUACUGCCUUUCUGGACAUCAGGAGCAAGAUGAUUCUUCUGAACCAAACAAGCAGAACCAGGCUGUCAAAGAGCUUCUAGAUGCAAUCUAUCCACAACGAGACAAGCAGGAACAUGUGAUUCAGCUGGAGACGAUAGAGACCAACCCCAAUGCUGUGUUCCAACACCUGUCUGUUGAGAGUUAUGAGAACGAGAAUGUGACCAUGUCCACUAAUUCCCAUCAGCCGGAACCUGGACCGCAAAAACCGCAUCGCCGCAAAUCUUCUGUAGCCCCGAAAAAGAUUGAACAGCAAAACCUAGAAGACACAGAUGAUGACAUGGAUACAGCAUCUGAUAAAUCUCCAGAUAUAGAAGAUACAAAAUCAGAAGAAAUGGACAACACAGAACAGGAUAAGAGGGUGGAAAAGGAAGAGGAAGCUCCCCCUGAGAUGAAGGAGACAAGGAUAUCUUGCUGCCUCUGUCAAAAGGACUUCAGCUCAAGGAGCAGCAUCCGCCGCCACUGCCGCAAGAUGCACCGGCAGAAGCUGGAAGAGUUGUGCAAGUUUACCGAAACACGCACAGUGCCCAUCAGCUUGCUGUCUAUGGUAAAGACCAAACGUACAGAAGAUCCUCCGCCAGCCACUGGCAAGAGUUGCCCUGUCUGCCAAAAGUCGUUUGCUACCAAGGCGAAUGUCCGUCGGCACUUUGAUGAAGUGCACCGAGGACUGAAGCGAGACUGCAUUACACCUGACAUUGCCACCCGACCUGGGCAACCACUUUUGCUCGAAGGUUCACCAGUUCCUUCAAAACAACCCAGCUCCUUCACAAAGCAAGACCAACAAGAGGUCAACGUUACAACCUCUCGGUGCAGGCUGUGUAGAAGGAAAUACAGCUCACAAAUCAUGUUGAGGAGGCAUAUGCGCAUUGUCCAUAAGGUUCACACGUUGGAAAACGGCUCCUCCGCCAGCCGCGCUGUCUUCACCAGGAAAAACAAAAUGAAGACUGGCCCUGAUAAUGAGGGUUCCUCUGGAAAAAUUGGUCUUCCAUCCAAUGCAUCCUCUUCAUCUGAUGCAGAUAAGAGCACAGUGUGCUCGGCAUCAAAGCCUAAAGUCGCAGAGGACAGUGGAAACCUCCCAUUAAGUUUUGACUUCAAGCAGAUGUACUGUUGGCUAUGCAAGCGACAGUUCAGCUCCAGUCAGAACCUGACCAAGCACAUUACCGAGCUGCACAUGGAUGGUAAUGACAGUAUCUACAUCAAGUUUUAUGGGUGUCCUAUCUGCAGAUACGAGUCACGGCGGAAGCGGGAUGUCAUCCGUCACAUUACCGUGGUUCACAAGAAGUCCUCUCGCUACCUGGCCAAGAUCAUGCCAAUCCUAGAGAGUCGUGCGGUGAAGAAACCAGCUGAGGUUGUUCUAAAUAGUAGUGGGAAGAGUGUGUCUUCAAAAGAGGACAUCUCUGUAAAGCAGCAUGGUCCAUUGUCCAGCACGCUAACAACAUCAGACCAAGCAUCUUCAUCCAAAAUGAGUCAGCAAAACUCCUCUUGGUUGCCUGGCAUCAAGAAAAGCGAGUCUUCAGUUUACCCGAAUACUCGUAAGAAUUCAGCCCUUACAUCUCUUAACACUGCAAAUCACGAGCAGGAACAUUUACAGCCCACCAAAGUGUGUAAACAAGAGAAGAAGCCUCAAGAGCCAAAGAAUCCACAUGUUACGCGGAGCCACAAACCCACAAGAGGACCUCCCAUAACGAGAAGCCAGGAGUCAAGCACAGAGGUGAGGGUUACUAAGAACUUUUCUCUGCAUGGAUGUGACAUGUGCAGUCGGGCAUUUGCCAAGAAGGUUUUCCUUGAGACGCACAGACGAAGCCAUAAGACCAGUAUCAGUACCCCAACUGGAGGCACUAAAGUACAGGGAAGGAGUACUCGGUCAAAGGCGCUGAUAUGAUAUUCAGAUCCAUGUAAAUGACACUCACUGGAAUGUAAAGAUCUUCAGCAAAUAAAAAGCAGCAGUGUAGGAAUGGAAAGCUUUAUCAGAGACAGAAUGGCUUUUAAAAGGAAGGAUCGAUGCAAAUCAUGAGGAAAAGAACCUGCACCGACUGUACUGCAGAGGGUGCUGCGACCAAACAUUUCUCAUCUUCUCACAGAUUGUUCUCAUCCAGAUACUUUACCAAGUUACAUGAAUUUGAAGGAUCUCUCUCUCUCUCUCGCUCUCUUUUUAAAUAGUCUGUUAACAAUACACUUUACUUUUAAUGAAGUAUAUUUGUGCAGAGUACGCUUUUACUUAGAACCAUGUGGUUACUCAUCUGCAUUGUUGGUCACAUCUCAACUUUUGGUCUAGUAUGUCAAAUAGAGAGCAUUGUCACCAGUGAAACAUCACUAUGUUCCUGCUGACUUGUGGAGUUGCAAUGAAAUUCUGUUGUUGAUUUAAAAAUGAAAAUGGCUCAUAGAAAUCAGUACUUUGCUUGUACAGUUGGAGAUGACUCAUUUGACCUGCUGUUUUUACUCUAGUUGUCGCAGGGCUACUUGAGUUGAUGCUUUAAAGUAGCUUAACAGUACAUUUAUUUUAUGCUAGUCAACCCUCUGAUUUUCAUAGAAAUGUAGCCUGUAUAACAUUUUAAUUAGAUUUGCCUAUUGAACUAAUCAAACUGAAAACUAAGCAUUGUGCUUUCGAGUCCAUUUCUAUUUUUUUUUCUUCCUUGUUCUCUCUGAAAAGGAUCAGUGAAUGAAUACUAGAACAGAUGAUGUACUCGUCUCUUUAUGUAACUUUUUGGUUUGCUUUUAGUUUACACUGCUCAGAUGUAAAAGCUUGUUUAAUUGUAAAUGCUCUGCAAACACUUUGGGUAGAUAUUUGAACGAAUAUUUUUCCUUAAGCUCAUUUUAAUAUGUUAAUAUUGCAUAUAUAAGUAGGACUGCUUACAUCAAAAUUAAAGCUGCAUUGUCCAGUUUUAUGUAGCAAAUGCCAGAUAACAGCUAAAAGCAAAUAGGUGAAGAAUCAUGUUCUGUACAUUACUUAAGAGAACCCCACCACUAACCUUACACAUGCCCAGACCCUUUCUCUGGCAAAUCACUGUUGCACGGCUUACAUUUGCAGAAUUACAGUAAAGUUAAAAAGUUUUUAUAUUAUUUUUAACAUAAUAAGUAACCAACCAAUUGAUUUCAUGUGCAGAGUUGAAAUAUUUUCUUAGGAGUGGUCAGAUUGAACAAAAAUAAAAUUUAGCCUGGAGAAAAAUCCAAUCCAUUUGAAUGAGAAAUAACAUGAAAGCAUCACAAAAUCAUUUGCUUUUGGAGGUUGUUUAUUUUGCUUUGUGCCAUGAUAAUCGAAGUGGACCCCCCCCCCCCCCCCAAAAAAAAAAAAAAAAAAAAGAAUUCACAGACCUCAGAAACAUCAGCUAUUAGAGAAUGGAUAAGGUGAGAAGUUUCCCAUGAUCCCAUGGUUGGUCUGCAUCCCUAGAAUGUUGAGAGUCUGUAAAAAAAAACAACUACGUUUAAAAUGACAGUGCAGCUUUAAUCCAUAUUUACCAUUCCACAAUGAAUGAAAAAUGCUGCUAAUCCUUUCGCAUUGUAACUACUGUCUGUGCUUAUGUUUCUGCUUCCCUUUAAUGAGUCAGUGCUGCUCAGGUUGCGCUAAGAUAAGUUUUUUUAAGGAGUAUGAUUGAUGAAAUCAAAUAAGAGGUUGCAACUGUGAUCAAAGGGUUAAUUAGAUACUACUGCAUCCAUUUUGUAUUAUGUUGCUUUUAUUAGCCUAACAGUUAAAAAACUAUAUCUAGACCUAAAAUUACCUCUGUCUACUUUAGUAUGUAAUUAUUAAUUAGUUAUUUGAGUGAGAGUAAUGGGUGAAAUGAAGUACAAAUCUGUCUUGGUGUGCAUAACGAAUGCUUCUGCUUGAUCCUAUGUACAUUUAUGAAAUAAGGUGUAACAUUUUAAAAGGUAAUUGGCAAGACUUGUACUGUAUAUAUACAUACACAAUACUUGCAAGCCUAUCCCUGCUUCACUAGAAAUAUCUUUGUUCAAAUAAAGAGUUUAAAAAUG
Messenger RNA from Neoarius graeffei (lesser salmon catfish), 4478 nucleotides. It is a transcript of the gene znf800a, whose product is annotated as zinc finger protein 800a. Bases 151 to 2394 code for a protein of 747 amino acids. Lineage: Eukaryota; Metazoa; Chordata; Actinopteri; Siluriformes; Ariidae. The record is from RefSeq and is a predicted model, not a curated record. The transcript is spliced from 6 exons.